AAAAAAAGGGGGGGAGGGGAACGACUCACUCCGGCGCGUACGGAGUACGUUCCUGUCGCGUCUCGUUCGCGGCUUGAUUCGGUUCUCUCGGUUGCGUGGCCACUCGUCGUCGUCGCGCGCAACCGCCUAUCGCCUCGGCCGGGGAGAAUCGGGCGCAAAAGCGGGUCGGCCAUAGUCGUGACGGACGGAUUGUACCGCGUGCGCUCCUGCCGCGUUGCCGCGCGAACUCGUUUCACGUCGUUGAAACGGCCCGCGCGAUACGCGAGUUUGUGCACACGCACGCAUGCACACAUGUGCAAUGUGUGCGCGCGCGUCGUGGAUUCGUAUUUCGCGCGCGAUGCACACGAAUGCACGGUGCAACGACGGCGCGUACGUACGUGCGCGGCACCUGUAACCGGUGGCGUGUUUGUGUACAGUCGGGCGCGUUAACGUCGCACGUCAGGUGCGCCUCGCGCGCGAAACCGAUCGGAUUUUUUCGUCUACGUCGACGUUCGAAAGGCAUCACGCUUUUCUUUUCGUUCGCAGUACGCUGCUUCGUCGUCGAGAAACAAGAGGGAGAUUAAAACUCUCGACAACGUGUGAUGAAACAUUCUUACGUUAUGUCAUCGUGAAUUCGCCACGUGGCUCGGAGCAGCUCGAUAGCCGACAGGUAGGAGCUCGAGAACUCUGCGAACUUGCGUGUUACGAACGGGGGGAGUUAUUAAUGCGCCCGGUCGUACGUGGAACGUACGUGGAACAUAUGCGCGUAUAUUAAUCUAACACACAAUCGUCCCGCAUCGACGCGUAUAAGUACGUGCGAUCGCGCGCACGUAUACACGACGCGACGACGGGCAUUCGAACGGGCGCAGUGACGAGUGACGGCGACGGCGACGACCACGACCACGAUCACGACGACGACGACUACGCCAUGUGAUCGGGUCGCGCUGCGAGCGCGUUGUCGGUGUUGGUCGGUGUGUCCGGCAGCAGCAGCAGCAGCAGGCAUCAGCGGAGCAGAGCAAAGAGAGAAACGACAACGACGACGAACACGACGCUGCGCCAGGAUUGGCCGACGGGAACGCGUGUGCCGCUUACGGUCAUCCGUGUGUUUCGUGCUUCCGCCGCGAGCCGGAGGAGCGCGCGCGAGGCGGUGUGCGCAGCAGUGCGCUCUCCCCACCGCGCGCAGUGUGUAACCCCGCGCGGCGACCGCCAUCUUUGUCAAGUGGGUAACCUUUGUUGAUUUGUGUGAAAUGUGACGCCGUUGUCGCGAGAUAAUUGGUGAUCGUGAUUACGUAUCCCGUGUUACGGUACACCCGGUGGACCCGCGCCCGCGUCGUGCUCUGUGGAUUUAUCGAUGGAAUCGCCGCCGUAUACAGGGUCAGCGCAAUAGCCCGCGGUGAGAACGUGAGGAGGCGGUGAGGGCUUAGCAUCCAAGCCGGGAAAGCGAAGAGUCGCAGCAGAAUGUAAACGUCCGCUGUUGAUCGCGACGUUGCCUAUCGGCAGGAGGAAGGUGGAGGAAGGGAAGAAAGAAGCACUGGCCGUGACUUCGUCGCCAUCGUCGUCGUCGUCGCCGUCCGCGCCGUUCGCGCCGCCGACGGAGACGCGAUGGACGAGCCGGAAUCGCCCGAGACGUGGUCGGCCUGGAUUCUAGAUGCGAUAAAGAAGAUUCGCAGUCAGAAGCAGCGACCGAGCGUCGAGCGGAUAUGUCACGCGAUACGUCAGCAUCACAAUUUCCACGAGGAGGAGAUCGCCGAGCACUUGGAGGUCGCCGUAAAGCGCGGCGAUGUGCUCAAAAUCUUCAACAAGGGUCAGUCCUCGUACAAGGACCCGGGCGUUCUCCAGUCCAAGAAGCUCAGAGUCACCAAAUCGACGGACAUCAGCAAGAUCAUGGGCAAGGCUGUGCGCGAGCUCGGCGAGCGCGAAGGUUCGACCUUGAAGAGCAUCGAGAGGUACCUUAGGCAGAGCCACACCGUCGAAGAGGACAGCGAGGGCGAUCUUAAAAUCGCUCUCAAGCUCUCCGCCAAGCGUGCGGUCGAACGGGGACUAGUGCUCCAGGAUGGCAAGCUUUUCCGGCAAACGGACAGGCCGCCACAUUUCAAGAAGUUCAACGACGCCGCUCAUACAUCGCCCGCGGAACCGCCCGCGCCCAAGGCUCCAUUACCGAUAUGCAGAGAGUGUCUCGGUGCUACGAUGGCUGGUAACAACAAUAACAGCAAGCGGAAUGCCAACGAGAAGCUAAGCAGGUGCAGCGUUUGUGGCGCGGCACUUCAUAAUUCCUGCGCGCCGCCGGAACUCUCGAUACUCGUCGAUCGAGGUAUAACUUGGUCCUGCGACGACUGUUCACCAACCUGCGCUGGCUGCCAGCUGGAACGGGAGUCGCAAAAUUAUCUCGUCAAGUGCGCCGGCUGCGUCAAGUGUUACCAUCCCGCCUGCAUCGAUCCUGCCCUCGACAAGAAGAACAAGACGCCCUGGAAGUGUCGGCAUUGUCAAACAGCGCACACGCCGGUGAGUAAGGAGGACGGUAAGCGGGGCAAGGCGCAAGAUGCGAGUUCAACCGACGACACGCCGAGGAAGAGGCUCAGCAAGUUACGCGAAAAUCGAAAAUCGAUGGUAUCCAGAAAAAGCUUGACGAACGCGCAACCGGGCAAGAAGGGCAACGCGGGAGUGGCUCAGGUGGACAGCAGCUCGGACGGUAAUGCGGGUGUUGUCUCCCCUCGUCAACCACCUUUGAUUUCCUCUCCUUUACCACAACCUCCCACCCCACUCGCAGGCCAGGGUAGGCUGCUCGAGGAAAAGAACGACAGGAUCUCCAAGGAGAAGCAAAAGUUCUUUAGAUUGAGCGCGUUUAACGCUGAGCAUAGUAAAUUGAAGCGGGUGGGGGGCGGUGAUAAACCUAGGCCCUCGCGGAACAUUAACGUUAGGUCGACUCGGGGCAGUACCGCGAAUCCGAAGAAAAUCGAAACGUCGCGAGUAUCUAGUAGCAGUAGCAGCAGCAGCAGCAGCAGCAGCAGCGAGGCUGGUAAUAGUAGCGAAAGCUCGGAGGGCAGCGAUAGUAGCGAUGACGAUGAGGAGGGUAAUAGCUCGAGCGAGAGCAGCGGCUCCUCGUCGGACGAAGUCCAGGAUGGGAGAAUCGAUCCUUCCAAGACGAAGGCGCCAUUCGCUUGUGACCUCAACGAGGACAAGCCGUGGGGCUUCGCCGCAGCCGCCGCCAAGCUAAACGUAGAAUCGCCUUUCUUCAGCAAUAUUACAAACACUUUUGGCGCGCCUGUACCUAAACUCAGCGUGGGCGACGCGCCGACCUUUGGCUUGCACAUACAACAGCCAGCCACUGGUAAUCCAUCAGAUAGUAAAAAGAAAGACAAAUCCGAGCGCAACACCGCACAGACGGCUGGUCUCAUAAACGCGGAUAACAAGGUCAAGCCCGGAAGCGGUCAAUUGAGAAGCCUCUUCGACGGUUUGAGUCACUUUUUUUCAGCAUCUGCAAAUAGUAGAGCGAGAUCGGCCGGCGCACCGGCGCCGAAUUACGCGCCAGAUCGCAGGAAAAGGCCUAACACGGAGGAUGCUGCUAAAACGAACAAAGUUCCGAGAGGCACACAGAGAAACAAAUCGGACGACUCAUCUGGCACAAGCAAACUCAAAGAUCGAAAAAAGACUGAAGCUACUACUGAAAUAUCGAGAUUACCGAAACCCGGUAUCUUUGUACCUUCUGACGAGAGUAUAUUAAGCUCGCUUAAUGAGAAAUUACCGAGGAUGACACCUUCGGGUCUGGUGAAAACCGCAGUGAAUAGUAAGAGACACGAGCACGAGAGGCGAAAACUAAUGCGAGACGACGCGUCGUCGCUCAUAAAGUGCGCCACGGACCAGCCGUCAUCGCCGUCGAGACACGAGCAGCAGCAACAGCAAUCACGAAAGAAACAAACGCCUUCGGAUACGAGUACGCAGAUACGCCACCCUGCACCCGUUGCGAAAUCCUCAGGCCUCGGUUCCGAUCUCGUCAAGUCAAAUCCCAGUCCAAAGUCCAAUCCACGAGCCUGUACUAGCGCCACCACCACCAACACCACCACGACACCCCGCGCGACACCCUGCUCCACCAGGAAGGAGGAACCAAUUGUGCCGCAGACCUUACCGCCGGGAGUUACGCAGAAGGACGUGGAUCUCAUCAAGGAGGCUCGUGAGAGGGCUCGAUUGACUGUUAGCACCGACGAGAAUGACCAAUCAUUAUGCGUUAGCACGCCGAAUGCGUCUGGUAACGCACCACGAAACCCCGCCGCAAUAGUAUUCGGUCGGUACGAGGUGGAAACAUGGUAUUCCAGUCCGUUUCCUCAGGAAUACGCGCGAUUACCGAAGUUAUUCUUCUGCGAGUUUUGUCUCAAAUACACGAAAAGCCGGGCUGUGCUGGAUAGGCAUAUGGAUAAGUGUCAAUGGAGGCAUCCACCCGCCACUGAGAUCUAUAGGUGCGACGGAUUGUCUGUGUUUGAGAUCGAUGGUAAUGUAAACAAAAUAUACUGUCAAAAUCUGUGUUUGCUGGCGAAGUUAUUUUUGGAUCACAAGACUCUCUAUUACGACGUAGAACCGUUUCUCUUUUACGCCAUGACCAAAAAUGACAAAUACGGCUGUCAUUUGGUCGGUUACUUUAGCAAAGAGAAACACUGUCCGGCUCAGAGGUACAACGUGUCCUGCAUUAUGACCCUGCCGCAGUAUCAACGACAGGGUUUCGGCAGGUUUCUCAUAGAAUUCAGUUACCUGUUAUCCAAGGUCGAGGGCAUCCCGGGAACACCGGAGAAACCGCUUUCGGAUCUCGGUCGAGUGUCGUAUCAUUCCUUCUGGAAGAGCGUAGUGCUCGAGUACCUGGAUGCGCAUCGGAACAAUACUGACAUUAAACUGAGCGAUAUCACAAAGGAGACUGGUGUGUCAGCGCAUGAUAUCGCUACGGCAAUGCAGUUACUCGGAUUUAUAAGAUCGGUUCAUCUGCCAGGAGAUAUAAACACUAAUAAAGUGGCUGUGGUAGUCGAUUGGAGCAAGGUAGACGCUCACAUGGUGAAAGUACGAAAGAGUUCCCGCAUCAAACUGGAUCCCGACUGUCUCAGAUGGAUACCGUUGCUCACGCAAAUUCCUAAUCCGUAUCAGAAUUCGGAGGAGAGCGCCGACACCGGUUCGGAAAUGUCUCCUACAGUGGAACCUAAGCCCGUACCAGUUGUCGAGAAGAUGCAAAGAGUGAAGAUAAAGAAGAAGCCUCGGGGUAGAAGAGUAAGCCAAAGGAAAUCGAUACCCUUAAAAUCGACACCUUUAAAAUCGACACCUUUAAAAUCGACUUCUUUAAAAUCGACACUUCUAAAAUCGACACCUUUAAAAUCGACACCUUUAAAAUCGACAUCUUUGAAAUCGACACCUUUGAAAUCGACACCUUUGAAACCGAAGAUUUCGCAAAAGACUGCGGCGUCUCACAAAGACACGCCCAAAGAAGAGAAGGAUGUUAAAGAUGCGAAGGAAAUCAAGACGGCGAAGGAAUUAAGAGAGCCAAAAGAAUCCGUAAGGGAAAGUCGGAAUGUCGCGAGCACAGAGAAUCGAAAAGAUUCACGCGUGGAAACGGAAGCCAAGAGCGUAGCGUCUACAUCGAGAAAUGCGCGCGCCCUUAGCUCGGCAAGAAACGCAACUCCGACGACUCCGCCGAAAUCAACACAAAUAACGACGAUGUCGAGGAGAAGAAUAAGACCACCUAAGACACUUAUGUCUGAAUCAGUCAUCACGCCUUUGAGAAAACGAAAACAUUCCGAGAGGGUUGAGGCUGAGGAAGAGAAAAUGGAAGUCAGCAGUAGGAAGAGAACGCGAGAAUCUCUGAGGGAAAAAGAAAAGGAGAAAGAGCGAGAAACCGAACGAGAGCGCGAGAAGGAGGAGAGAGUGAAAGAGAGAGAUAGUAAAGCGAAAGACAGGGAAUCUCUGAAAGAAACUUCAGUGGAUACUAGAAAAACGCCUCCUAAAUUAGACUCUACGUCGAGUCCGCCUAAACCGGCGAAGAAGCAGUGCAAAGUAGACGACAUUUUGUUGAAAGUUACCAACAGACAAACCAAGUACAUGCAAGCGAAGGAGAAGAAAGCUCUGGAAGAGACGAUGCAAUGUAAUGGUAAAGAGGAAGUGCGAGACGUUAAGAACUCGCCACUGUCCAGGCGGGGUAGAAAUAAAGCGACGGUGGAAGCUCUGAAGAUGCCGCAACUCACGCCAGAAUCUCCCAGCGCGAAGAACAGAGCCGAAAGUCCUGUGAUACCGCCUCCUUCGUUGUCUCCACCGCCCGAGUCGAGUUCUCCCGUUCAAAAAGAGCAGCCGUCUGUGCCAGAGUCACCGUCCACGAAGCACAGUAACAGUGACAACAAGAGCGAAAGCGUAGAGGACAAUGGUUUGCCUGUUCCCACGGAAACGGAAGUGGUAUCCGCGAGUUCCGGCGAAUAUGAGGGCGGCGAUGAGGAUGAUGGAGAAGAGGAAGAAGUAGCUGCACCACCGACGCCUAAACUCGUGACGCAAUCGGCCUCGCCUAGCAUGGAGAACCCCGCGAAAGAACCGUGUGAGGACGAGAAAGUGGAUAACAAAGAUCAGGAAAAAGACAACGACGAGAUCUCGUUGCAGAAGACGGAAGCAGCGACGGAUUUAUCACCAGUGGUCGACGACGAUCAGACUGAAACUUUAAACGAAUGUGAUAAAGACUCCGAGAUUGACAAGCGUCCAGUUUGUAGUCCGGAGGCAUCGAAAUCAGUACCUGAACCAGUUGCUUCACCAAAAGAGGAGGAAGUCGAGAAGUCGGAGAACAGCGUUAUACCGAAGAAGGAUGACUGCGAGAGUCCUCCCAAAGAGGAGCUUGUUUGCGAACCGCCGAUGGAUGCAAAGAUUGAUUUGUCGCGACCGAAAACGGAACCUUUACUUGCGGAGAAGAAAGACACGUGCGUUCUCGUUAACGCGACGGUGAUGUCGGAAGCCGAGCCUCUCACACCGCGGGAGAAAACGUUGCCCACUGUGGAACAUCAGGAUACGACCUUGCAGUUACAGAAUCAAACGGAGGAACUGAAACAGCAUUCUCCUGAGAGUGGCAAGACCACGCCACAUCUUGAGAAUCCGGGCUCGGUGAAGAGAACACCGCCGUCGCAACCAGAUUUGCCGUCUAUGGGAGUCUACACCCCUGACUCGACAACUAACUCGGUACACUCGCUACAUUACAGCCAGUGCGAUCUGGAUGUGAGUCAGUUGGGCUUGGAGUCUCCUACUUCCAUAGCCAGUGAUCUUGGGCCGCAAAACAGCGUGGAGAGACCGCCCAGUGCUUUACCGUCUAUUCCACCGCCUACAAAUGUGCCGAUCUCGGUUUCCAUGCAGAUCGCGACGCCGGUUACGUCGUCGGUGCCAGUGAAUAUGCCGCAGCAGGUACAGUAUGCCGACUGCUCGAUGCCGCAGCAUACUCCGCCGGCCCAUCAUCCGAGCAUCCAUCCGAUGCAUCAGCCACACACUCCACAAUCUCUUCAGCAACCGCGUACUCCGCAGAGCAUCCCGACCCAAAGUCCACAGCCGCUUCCGCAGAGUCAUACACCGCAACCGUUGCCACAAUCUCACACACCACAGAGUAUACCUACGCAUAGUCCGCAACCGUUGCCGCAAAGUCAUACGCCGCAGCCGUUGCCCCAGUCGCACACGCCACAGCCGAUGCAGUUAUCAUUGGCACAGCAGGCGCAGAGUCAAAGUAUGGCGCACAAUCAAUCUCAACAGACACAGUCGCAGCAGCAACAACAACCUGCGCAUCAACAGCAGCCACAGCCUCAACAACAGUCGCAGCAAACUCAGCAAUCUCAAUCACAUAGCAAACGUGCCAGCGGCUCGCAGACCACGCAUAGAUCUAGGUCGACGCAACAGAGUAGCAGGUCGCAUCGAGCUACUCCGCCGACGUCCCACACUAGCCAAACCUCUCAACACAGCGUCGUGACGUCGCAGACCAGUCACAGUACCGUGACGCAUACGGCGCACGUUGCGGUGCCGCCGCAGUAUCAGCAAUCGCCGUCAUCGAUGAGCCUGCCACCAGCAGUGCCACAUCCGCACUCGCACACUCCGCAUGCCGCCCAUUCGCAUAACAUGGCGGUGAUCUCGCAGGGCAACUACAUGGCAGUGGCGGCUGGCUCGCAGAGCUUUCCCACGCAGAAUACUUACGUGAUCCAGCAUCGUAGCGGCCGCUCUGGCGCGCCGACGCCCUGCACCACCGCCACGAAUUUCUAUAUACAAACAAGCGCGAUGCCACCGCACUCGCAUACCCCGGCGCCGACUCCGCUUUCCGCCUCCGGUAGUCAUCAAACCACCAAUUCAUGCAGUCUGGCGAAGCUACAGCAAUUGACCAACGGUCUAGACAUGGUACCGCCUACGCCGCCACCGGCAAUGAACCUCACGCCGCCACCACCUAUCCCACACACUUUGACGCCACCACAGACAUCGCGGCAACUACCGACGCCACCUCAAGUUGGACCCUUGGGCUACGCGAAGAACUAUUACAACGUCAAUACUGUGCCUCCCGGUACACCCGGACCGCCUGGCCGAUCCACCUCGCGUUCGUCUGCGAACAACAUGCCGUCGCUCACACAGUCGUAUCCUAGCGAAAGUCUCUAUCGACAGACCCUCGACCCGAGCGGUACCUGUCCGCAGAUGCAGAGCGCCGCGAGCCGUGUCAGUCCAAAUGUUGCUCUCAACACGAAUCUCAUGGCAGCCGCUCAGUAUGGUUACCGCGUAGCGCAACCAGCGACCGGUUACAUGAAUCAAGCAGCACAGCUCGGCGGCUUUAUGAACCAGGCGAGCCAGUUACCGGUCGGUGUGGUGAACGUACCGACGCCAUAUCCGCAAGACCCGCAUCAGCAAAAUCCGGCGGCUGUCUACACUACGUACCACGGCUACAUCAACGGUGGUCUCAUGCAGCCUCUCAACAGCUCCAUGAGGCCGCGCUAGCCGUCGCUUACUCCAAUCGGAUCUCUCGACGCUUGGACGAACGAACGAACUUCUUCGUGUGACAAGUUAACGCUCUCUUCGAUACGAUCAUCGAUGGCGACUCAUCGUCGAUCUCCUACUAUGUGACCGAUACCGCGGGCACUUGUACUUCCUCGACCAUUCGCUGCCUUUACCAGCUCUGUCCGCGAACCAGACUUGUUCGAGUCUUCUUCUCAUCAUACUGAUCCAUUUGCGACAGCAAUCUUCCUUUCCGAUCCAGGUACUCCACGGAGCCUCCGAAGAUGAUUGUGCUCGCUGUGAGCAUAAACAGCAUACAUCGAGAGCCGUAAUAUGGACAGUGCGGCAGAUCGCGAGAGAACUCAGUGAUAUACGCUUGUAAAAGAAGCAGAAUCUACGUUCGGCAAUCCGUUCGUCAAGCACACAACUGUAUUUUUAAUUCUUUAUCUUGAUCCGGCAAAAUAUAUUCGCGAAUGGUUAGUGUAUUAGCGUGUGUUUUAUAUACGCCAGUACAUUUGAAAUCGCUACGUGAAUAUACAUGCUCAUUGGUGUUUUAACUGCACAUUUUAUUUCAGAACAGGAGGUGAAAGAUAAGGGAGGUUGAUUUAAUGAUUGACCCUUCCGUCUCUGUACUCACGCUCGUCGACAGCGGGACGUUCUUUUUUUCUUAAGGAAGGCUCGUAUUAAACUGAUUCUUAACUUGUCGACAAAGAUUGCACACAAGGUACAAUUUAAUCAUAGUUAUCGAUCGGUGAUUCUUCGGAGGCACGAGUUCGUAUACUUGUGCGUUUAAAAUAGAAGGAAAAGGAAGGAAAACAAGACGUUAUCUUGGAUGGAUUAAUUUCGGUCGACCAAGAUAGCGCGCUCCUUCAUCUCUAAUUCGAAGGAAGGAAAGAAAGAAAAGUGUGGAGGGUAAGGGGGAGGGGGGAGAGAAAAAGAAAAGAAAAUGCGGACACCUAUUUUUAGUAGGGCAUUCCUUCGCGAAACCGCAGCAGUGUUACGUUUUAUGUAUUUAUAUAUAUAAAUAUAUAUAAAUAUAUUUACGAAUAAUAUUCUGUUUGAUAUUAUCAAUUGUUGAACAUUGUUGUUUAAGUUGGCACACUUGUACUUUACUGUAUCAUAAAGAAGAAAAAGUAACUGUGCGUAACGCUAUGAUAAUCCUCAUUGUAUUAUUACGAAAACGAUUACUUGUCGCCGACAUCGUCUCACCAGUGUAAAAUUGUCAAUCUCGAUCGUCAGCGCCAUCGUUUAUAUGAUUUUUAUCCAUUGUUAUUAUUAUUAUCAUUAAUAAUCAUUAACUAUUGUGACAAACGAUGCAACACAAGAAAACAUAUACACUCACGUACACACACACGCGCACAUACAUACAUACACACACACACACAUCACACACAACGUAAUCCAUACGCUAUAUUUUAAUUGCCACAUACAUGAUGUCACACAUUCAUUCGGUAUUCAUUAUUGUAUGUUUUUAUUAUCUAAUAUCGCGAGAAGGUAGCUCUAGUUACGGAAAGAAUAACGGAGCGCGCAAUUAGGCUCUUCCACGAAGCGUCGCGAGACUCGUGCCGAAAUUAUUUUUUGUAUCGAAAUCGCGAGAGGAAGUAUGCGCGUAUGUCGAUUUUUCCUUUCGCGAAGUGAAGGAAGGAGAGGAGCAACGGUAGCGUAAACACACGUGUUGUCUACGUUACUCCGAAUACAUUACCCUGAACCGCGUAAUUUCCCUCCCUCGUUGUGGGCGACGCUUCGCGGAAUGGUCGUGACGACAAAAAAAAAAUAAUAUAUUUAUGGUACGAAACGUUACGAGUUUAAUUUUUUCAGACGAGAGAACGAAAAAAAAAACGAAAGAAAAUUGGCAGAUCGCCUAGCUUAGAGUAAUUGAAUGAUAAGAUAAUUAAUAAUGUAUAAAAAUACAUCAAUAUUUAUUGUACAUAGAUCUAAAAAAAGACUACUAACAAAUAAAAAAGAAAUCAAAAAUA
Molecule: messenger RNA, 10910 nt
Organism: Solenopsis invicta (red fire ant)
Lineage: Eukaryota; Metazoa; Arthropoda; Insecta; Hymenoptera; Formicidae
Gene: enok
Product: histone acetyltransferase KAT6B
Exons: 7
Coding region: 1582-8937 (2451 amino acids)
Biological process (GO): nucleosome assembly; regulation of DNA-templated transcription
Cellular component (GO): MOZ/MORF histone acetyltransferase complex; nucleosome
Molecular function (GO): DNA binding; histone acetyltransferase activity
Source: RefSeq, a predicted model, not a curated record